Molecule: messenger RNA, 444 nt
Organism: Entrophospora sp. SA101
Lineage: Eukaryota; Fungi; Glomeromycota; Glomeromycetes; Entrophosporales; Entrophosporaceae
Source: the annotation of a GenBank genome assembly
AUGACAGAAAUAAAUUUAAAAGCAAAAGCUUUGGAUAUUUUUCGAAAUUCUAAAAAUACUAUCUAUAGUAUGUUUUUGGAACCCAUUUCUAAAGCACUUCACAUACCACAGGACUUGACUUAUGGAAGAUCCUCAUUACCACCUUCUCCUCAUGAACAAACAAUUUCAACUCAUUUGGUUAAUCAUGUUCAAGGAAUCGGAAAAUCGUUUUGGCAGGUGGAUGGAUCACUUGGUGGAAUGGUUAUUUUAUGUUAUGCUAUAAAAUAUCCAGAGACAUUUGAUUCGUUUGUGGUGAUGGCUCCUUUAAUUUAUAUAGAUGAUAAAGGCAGUCCUAGUAAACUAAUUGAAAAUAUAGCAAAAUUUCUUGUUAAAACAUCUUUUGAACAUCUAUCAUUUGCCAAAGCCUACCGUGGUAAAAGUAGUAAUGGUCCAUUACAUGAAUUU